UUUGGAUUUAAAAAUGGCUUCUGGUCGUGAUAGCAGCUCAAGUGAUGAACAAGAAACUUCUCUGUACACCAGUGAUGGGGAUAAAAGGAUUUACCAUCGCCACUCUAAUCAUCAAAUUCAAAAGCUUGAAGCGUAUUUCAAGGAGUGUCCUCAUCCAGAUGAUUUGCAGCAACGUAAAUUGGGCGAAGAACUGAAACUUAAACAAAAACAAAUCAAAUUUUGGUUUCAAAACAAAAGAACCCAAGCCAAAGUUCAAAAUGAAAAAGCAGACAAUGCAUCACUUAGAACAGAGAAUAUGAAAAUACGACGUGAGAACGAAGCAAUGCAAGAGGCCCUGAACACUGUGACUUGCCCUCCAUGUGGUGGCCCUCAUCCUGGGCAAGUAGAUCGCAAGCUCUAUUUCCAAAACCUCCGUGCACAUAAUGCAUAUCUCAGAGAAGAGCGCGACAAACUCUCAAUUUGGGUAAACAAGACCGAAGGCCAUCCAAAACCUAUUGUCAAUGCUUUAGCCUAUCUCCAUGGUCCAUCAUUGCAUGCAUCGACUUCCAACAACCCACAUGUCACAUAUGGAACCUCUUCCAACCAUCUCGUGGAGCCGCCAAGCUUGUUAAGAGAACUAUACCUUCGUGAACACAUCAGCAUCGCCCAACCGCCUCAGCCGCGACAACUGCAAUGUUCCCCGCCACUAUCCAAUAUGGAGAAAGUGAUGAUGACUGAAGCGAUGGUAGGUGCUGUGACGGAGGUUAUAAUUCUGAUUCAAACUGAAGAACCAAUGUGGAUUAAGUCGUCAAUCGAUAGUAGGCUCGUAAUUGAUCAAGAGAACUAUGAGAAAAAGUUUACUAAAAAUAGCCAUUUUAAGAUUUUAAGUGCUCGUAUUGAGUCUUCCAAGGAAGUCGCGGUGAUUCCAUUGGAUGCCAAAAACUUGGUGAACAUGCUCUUAGAUACGGAGAAAUGGGCGAAUCUUUUCUCAACAAUUGUGAACAAAGCUAAAACAAUUCACGUGCUGGAAUCCUCGAAAUUGAUGUACGAGCAACUGCACAUACUGUCGCCAUUGCUGCCACCAAGAGAGUUUAUGAUUCUAAGAUGUUGCCAACAACUGGAGGAAGAUCUCUGGGUGAUUGCUGACGUUUCUUACCAUCAAGUAGCCUUUGAGUUUGAGUUUGGGACUCCGGCUUGUUACAAACGUCCUUCCGGUUUUCUCAUUCAAGCCAUGCCCAAUGGUCACUCUAAGGUGACGUGGAUGGAGCACGUGGAAGUAAAUGAUAAAGUGCGGGCACAUCGGAUUUACAGAGACCUCUUAUGCGGCGGCUUUGGCUACGGAGCUCGCCGUUGGACCGCUACUCUUGAGAGAAUGUGUGAGAGGCUGUCUCUCUACUCUGUCCCUGACUUCCCGACGACUGACGACCCCGGAGUUGUGAAAACCAUAAAUGGAAGAAGGAGAGUCAUGGAUUUAGGAGAAAGAAUGUUGAAGAAUUUUGCAUGGAUACUAAAUAUGCCUGAAAAAUCUGAGUUUUCGCAACAGUCUGCAACAAACAGCAGCGGAGUUAAUAUUUCGGUGCGUGUAAACAAAGAAGCCGGCCAACCGCCCGGUCUCAUUGUCUGCGCUUGUUCAUCUUUAUGUCUCCCUCUUGCUCCUCUCCAAGUCUACAACUUCCUCAAAAAUCUCGAGGUUCGCCACCAGUGGGACGUUCUCUGCCAUGCGAGUCCGGUCACUGAGGUCGCUCGCUUUGUCACUGGAGCAAACAAUAAGAAUUGUGUGAAUAUCCUCCAGCCUUCAAGUGCAGCGGAUAGUGGUGACUUGAUGAUAAUACAAGACAGCUUCAUAGAUGCAUUAGGAGGUAUGGUGGUCUACGCUCCAGUGGACCUAAACACUGCACACGCUGCCGUUUCAGGCAAUGUCAAUCCUUCCGGCAUUCCAAUCCUCCCAUCCGGUUUCGUCAUCUCCCGUGACGGCCGUCCCUCCGCAACCGCUGAGCUAGGCGGUGGCCGUGACAAUUGUAAGACGCUCCUGACGGUGGCUUUCCAGAUCCUUGUCACUGGUCCGACUAUCUCUGAAGAACUCCAAAUGGAUAAAUGGACCACCACAGUCGAUACCUUGAUUAGCUCCACUAUUACAAGGGUUAAAGCCAUGCUUAACUGCCAUGAUGGACAGUGAGAGGGUUCUCAAACUAUUUGGUUCUGUUUCUUUUAUUUCAAAUAAUGCUUUGAGUGAGAAGACUAUUCUCCGAUAUGAUUCUCUAAUGAAUCAGACUCAUAUCUUUCAUUCUUUUGGUUGGUUUACAAACUUAUAAUAAUUUCUAAGG
Molecule: messenger RNA, 2303 nt
Organism: Brassica oleracea var. oleracea
Lineage: Eukaryota; Viridiplantae; Streptophyta; Magnoliopsida; Brassicales; Brassicaceae
Product: homeobox-leucine zipper protein HDG9-like
Exons: 10
Coding region: 14-2155 (713 amino acids)
Molecular function (GO): lipid binding; DNA binding
Source: RefSeq, a predicted model, not a curated record